Messenger RNA from Salpingoeca rosetta, 3607 nucleotides. RefSeq lists its product as uncharacterized. The record is from RefSeq and is a predicted model, not a curated record. Gene Ontology annotation, biological process: microtubule-based movement. Lineage: Eukaryota; Choanoflagellata; Craspedida; Salpingoecidae. The transcript has 17 exons. The coding region runs from base 221 to 3001 and encodes 926 amino acids. Gene Ontology annotation, molecular function: ATP binding; microtubule binding; phosphatidylinositol binding.
CGCCCACACAGCACAGCAGCUUGUUGCCCUUUUUGUUUGUGUGUGCAGCGCAGCAGGAGGAGACAGACAGAGAGGACACGCAAGGCAAAAGCGAGCGAGCGAGCGAGUCAAAAGAAGCACGAGUGUUGUUUGGUGUGGUGGUGUGUUGUGUUGUUUGGUUUGGCCUCGCUGUCUGGCUGCCUUGUGGUGUUGAUUUGUGUUGUCACCAUCAGCAACAACCAUGAGCAACGCUGGUGCUGUGCGCGUCGCCGUGCGCGUUCGUCCCAUGAACGACCGUGAGAAGAAGAAGAAGGCAGAAUGUAUCGUGGAAAUGAAAGGAACCCAAACCCUGCUCCACAACAAGGACAGUCCUGGUGGCGAUGAUGUGAAGCGGUUCACCUUUGAUCACAGCUACUGGUCCUACAACAAGUCUGACGCCCACUACACGCCGCAGGAGCAGGUGUUCAAGGACCUGGGCACAGACGUCCUGGAUGCAGCGUUUGAGGGCUACAACGCAUGUGUGUUUGCGUAUGGCCAGACCGGUGCCGGAAAGUCCUACACCAUGAUGGGAUACGGGGAGGAGAUUGGGCUGAUCCCGCGCAUCUGCGAGGGCAUCUUUGAGCGCGUGGUGGCAGAGACGGACGAGACAACAAAGUUUGUCGCCACCGUGAGCUAUCUUGAGAUCUACAACGAGCGUGUGCGUGACCUGCUCACCAAUUCUCCCGCCAAAACGCAGCUGAAGGUGCGCGAGCACCCAAAGACGGGCCCCUUUGUCGACGGCCUCUCCGUGCACGAGGUGACGGACUUUGAGCAGAUUCAGGAGCUGAUGGACCUUGGCAAUGACAACCGGACAACCGCGGCCACGGGGAUGAACGACACGAGCAGCCGCUCCCAUGCCGUGUUCACGAUUGAGUUCAAGCAGGCGUCGUUUGUCGCCGGCAUCCCCUCGGAGAAGUCGAGCAAGAUCAACCUGGUGGAUUUGGCGGGAAGCGAGCGCACGUCCGCGACAAAGGCCACGGGCCAGCGCCUGGUGGAGGGCGGCAACAUCAACAAGUCCCUCACCACGCUUGGGCUGUGCAUCUCGGCGCUUGCUGAGCGCUCCAGCCCGUCAAAGAAGAAGAAGAAGGGCCACUUUAUCCCCUACCGUGACUCCGUCCUCACGUGGCUGCUGAAGGAGUCCCUGGGUGGAAACUCCAAGACCAUCAUGGUUGCAGCCAUCAGCCCGGCAAACAUCAACUACGGCGAAACCCUCAGCACCCUCCACUACGCCAACCGGGCAAAGAACAUUGUCAACAAACCGAUUGUGAACGAGGACGAGAAUGUCCGGCUGAUCCGCGAACUCCGCGCCGAAGUCGACAGGCUGAAGAAGCUGAUUGGCGGGGACGAGGAGAUUGCGCGGCUUGAGCGAGAGCGGCGGGAGGCAGAGGCGCGCUUGACGGCCGCCACCACCGACGACGAGAAGCACGCCGCGCAACAGGCCCUCUCCCAGAUUGACCAGGCCCUCACGGACGCACAGAGCGCUGACAAGUCGAAGCUUGAGCAGCAAAUUGCUGCGAGCGAACAGAUGAUGAACGCCAUGGUCAGCGACUGGAAGGGCAAGUUUGAUGCGAUGCAUCAGAUCAUGGAGGACCGCGGCCUUGCCUUCAAGGAGGCUGGCCGUGCGCUCACGGUCGAGUCUGAAAUGCCACAUUUCGUCAGCCUGAAUCUCGAUGACCCUCUGGCAACGGGCAUUGUGCUGUACUACAUCCACGAUGGCACGACGACGAUUGGGCACAAGGGGGCGGAUCCCGAGCCCGACAUCAGCCUGGACCACUCGGAUGUGCUCGAUCGCCACUGCACGGUCGAGUUUACGGCCGACGACGGCGCCGACCGCGUGGUUCUGCACCCGUGCGAGGAGGCCAUGGUGCUGGUUGACGGUGUCCCCGUCGACGGCGAGAUUGAGCUGAACCAGGGUGUGACGGUGCAGCUUGGCAACGACACGCUGCUGCGCUUCAACCACCCGGCCCAGGCGGCCCGUCUUCGCGAGCAGCGCGCUGCACAGCAAGGCAGCGAUGGUCGCAGGUCAUCGAAGACGUGGGUGAUGCACGGGCGCGUGAAGCAGGAAGAGGAGCGAGCGCGCCAGGCCGAGGAAGAGCUGCGGAAACUUCGCGAGCAGACGCAGCAGGAGGCCGAGCAGCGGCAGGUGCAGGAAGCGGCAGCAGCGGAGGAACGCGAGAAGGAGGAGGCGAGGAAACGCGAGGCCGAGGAGCGCAUGCAGGAGAUGCAGCGGCGGAUUCAGGAGCUGGAGGAGGCACGCAACCGCGCAUACAGCGAGAAACAGCGCCAAGAACAGCAGCGGCAACAUCUUGAGGAAGAGAUGAAGACGAUUCGGCUGCGGGAAUCUGAGGAGCAGGACGAAGCAGCGCGACAGCACGAGGAGAGCCUCAAGCAGAUUGACGACAGCAUUGCGUCGACGAUGGAGGAUGCAGAAGAAGCGAAAGCGUCGCUGCUUGCAGCCGACCUCGAGGCAAAGGAGCGCCAGCACGAGGAGGAGGUUCGGCGGCUGGAGGAAGAGAAGCAAGCGAUGCAGCGGCAGCUCGAGGAGGCGCGAAAGGCCGAGGAGCGCAGGAUGCAGUCAAAGGGAUCCAGCAAACGAAGCUUCAACGAAGUCUGGGACAUUAAGGUUCAGGAGCACAAGCCGCGCGGGGACUUCCACGUGUUUAAGGUGGAGGUGACGCUCCUUGGCGAGCGGUGGUACGUCUGGCGACGCUUCAACCACUUUAAGGACCUUCAUCGCUUGAUGAAGAGCAAACUGCGUGGCAUCGUCUCAUACAUCAACUUUCCGCCAGAGCACGUGCUGACGACGCGGCUGCGUAAAUCGCGCAUCAACAAGGAUUUCCUCGACCAGCGCGCACACGACCUGCAGGAGUACCUGAUUGACCUGAUUGCGAAGACGUACACGCUGCCCGGCUCGCCGUUCUUCGAAGUUGACCGCGGCCUUCUCGAGCGAAACGUCGCCUUCUUCCGCAAGGGCGGGCAGUAGUCACCCAGCCAUCCCACCAACCAACACGUGUCAACACGUGUCAACACGUGUCAACAGAGCAACCAGUGGGUGACAACCACCAAACCAAUCACCGGUCGACUUGACUGAGACAUGGGUCACGGGGUUUCCCCCUCCCCCUUCCUAAGCUGCUUUGAGUCUGUAGUUGCAUGCCUCGUUGUGUUGUGGUUGUAGCGCCCCCAACCCCCUCUUCCAGUCACUGUUGCUGUAGUUGCUGUGUAUAUGGGCCGUCUUUGUGUUGCGUGUGCUGUGUUUGUUGUGUGACACCGGUCAGGCUUUCGCUUUCUGUUAUCGUCCCUCGUUAGCUGCCCAUUCCUGUGCUGAUCCUCCUCUUGGUCGUGUUGUGCUGCUGCUGCUGUCUCGCUGUGUGCAUGGGUGUGUGAUUCCAUCACAUUACGUCAUGUCACGUGUUGAUUGAUGGCACAAUUGGCUCACUCGUCCCUUCCACUGUUUUCUCUCCUAGUCAUCUCUUCUGUUGUGUGUGUGUGUGUGUGUGUGUGUGCGUGCGUGUGUGCGUGCGUGUGUGCGCGUGUGGUUCUCAGUUCGUGUUAGACGUUGCCGUUCAGAAUAAGGCCUCGCUAAGCUGCA